UUACCACACCUAGCUUCAUUCCCUCCAAAAAGCCAGACGCUCGCCAAUCGGUCUCUCCUUCUCUAAUGGCAUCUACCUCCGGUUCUCGGCACGACGGUCUAACCGAAAGAAUCCGAAACGCCACCACAACUUUAUACAGUGAGAACAACUCCCUCCUUGGUGAAAUUCGAAAAGCAAUGAGUUUGAUGAAGGAGGUUGCAGUUGAUUUAGAAAGAGAUAAUCAAUCUCAAAUGGUGAAGAAACUAGAGGAUGCUGCUAUGCAGCUGUCAGAAGCUUAUGGAGACUGUACACAUUAUUCAUCAUCCAUUGAAUCAAUUGGAAAUUUAUAUGAGCCUGGGACAGAGUUAACAGAUUUUAAGAAGUUGCUUGAGGGUGAGCUUGUGAAGUCCAAGACUGCUUCAUCAUCUUUUCCACAAAAGGAAUCACUGAUGCGUCAAUUCAGAGAAGCUGUCUGGAAUGUUCAUCAUGCAGGAGAACCAAUGCCAGGGGAAGAGCAGGAGGACGUUAUAAUGACCAGUACCCAGUGCAACCUUUUGAAUUUCACUUGUCCUUUGAGUGGAAAACCCGUUACUGAGUUAGCAGACCCAGUCCGAAGUGUGGAGUGCAAGCAUAUAUAUGAAAGGGAUGCAAUCUUGGCCUAUAUUAAAUCCAAGAAUAAAAAUGGCCGAUGCCCGGUAGCAGGGUGCCCCAAGAUUCUGAAGGCAGCAAAAGUUGUGUGUGACCCUCUGUUACAGGUUGAAAUAGAAGAAAUGCGGUCAAUGAACAAUAGAAAUGCCAGGCCUAAUGUGAUUGAAGAUUGCACAGGGCUUGAUGAAGAAGAAAAUGCGUAAGGAAAGUGGUUAAUGUGCAAGUGUAAUCUUACAUUCUGUUUUGGAUUCAGAAAUUGUAUUAUGUAUUAAUCUUUGGUAUUUUAUAAUUUUUUAAUUCCUAAUGGGAUUGGAUUUGAGUAAGAUUGAAUUGAGUUUAAGUUUGUCUUGACUUAAGUGUAGCUCAAGAUUGAGUUUGUCGAGUCUGUAUCAAAAGUGUUGGAGUUCAGUUUGUUUGAGAAAAAUCGAGUUUGAGUUCAAACUCAAAUUUGAGUUU
Mangifera indica (mango) is the source of this 1083-nucleotide messenger RNA. Its product is annotated as E3 SUMO-protein ligase MMS21-like. Bases 66 to 830 code for a protein of 254 amino acids. Gene Ontology annotation, biological process: double-strand break repair via homologous recombination; protein sumoylation. Gene Ontology annotation, cellular component: nucleus; Smc5-Smc6 complex. Gene Ontology annotation, molecular function: SUMO ligase activity; zinc ion binding. The record is from RefSeq and is a predicted model, not a curated record. The transcript is spliced from 7 exons. NCBI's taxonomy places the organism in Eukaryota, Viridiplantae, Streptophyta, Magnoliopsida, Sapindales, Anacardiaceae.